GAAAUUUAAAUUAUAUCUAUUAAAUAACUAUAUCAUUUCAUUAAAUAUAACAUCAUAAUGGUUUUGUAGGAUUUAUAUUAAACGAUAUUUAUGAAAAUGUUACAAAUCAUUUUUUUUUAACAUAAGAUCGUAUAUAAUACAGUAAGUUCACUUAAAUUUGCUAGUACUGAAACGUAGAAUAAGAAAAAAGUAUCACGAUGAACGUUAAUUUUAUGAGUUUAUUAAUUAAGCAUAUAGAAAAAGAUAAAUCACAUUAUUUUACCUUAUUUUUGACGCAUAGAAAAUUUUGCUUAAGCAUGAAUUUCUUACAUCCACGAAGUAUCAGUCAAGAAACGACCGAAGAAAUAGAUCUUAAAACAAAUGAUAAUGAGGUAAAAAUAGAUAAUAAGAAAACAGCAUCAAUGAAAUUGAUGAAAACUAUGAAAAGUGAAUAUGAAAAUUUGAAUAUAAAAGAUUAUAUAAAACUUAUAAAUCCACAAUAUAUUGAAGUUUGCCCAAAAAUUUAUCUGGGUUAUACUAGUAAUAUAUCGGAUGUAUCUUAUUUAAUCUCAGAGAAUGGUGCUAAAAAUUUUGUCGAUUUGAUAAUUGAUGAUCUUUCAAAAAAUAUGACCUUUGUAGCUGAAGCUAACCCUGGAGCAGGUGUAUUAACAAAAGAAUUAUUAGAAGCUGGUGUUAAAAUUAUACGGAUAUAUGAACCAAACGAAUGUUUUUAUCCUCUAUUACGUAAAUUACAAAAGAAAUAUCCUGAUAGACUUGAAAUAAGAAAGGCAAAUAUAUUAAAAAUGAGCAAACUAUAUUUCUUGGAUCAACAGGAUAAUAAAGAACGAAUAAAUGAAGUAUUAAAAGAUGUCCCAUAUGUACAUUGGGAAAAUGAAACAUGUAUGCAAGUAAUAGGAGCAAUAAUAAAUUAUAGGUUCUUGAAACAUCUAAUAUGCUCCGUGGUAUUUCGUACUAGCUUUAUGUUACAAGGAAGAACAUCCUUUUAUCUGGCAAUAACACCCUCGUUAUGGAAUAUAAUAAGUAAUCCUCAAAAUAAAGCCGCUUUUAAUUUUCUUUAUAUUAUCUAUCAAACGUUAUUUGAUUGUAAAUAUUUGGGUGAUAUAGAAAGAUUAUUUUAUAUACCAUGGCCAAGGAACUCAUUAAAACAAAAGAAAUUACAAGUUAACGAUAAUAAGAUCUUAAAAGUUGUGAAAAUAGAGCCAAAAGCAGAUCUUUUUAAAAAUACCACUAAACCAAUUCAAAUAAUAUCUUAUUGGUAUUUUGUAAAAUACCAUCUUAAAUCAAAGGAACAAAGGGUAAUACCUGAAUUGGAAAAAUGGAUACCAGGAUGUGGAAUAAGAUUAAUACAAAAGAACUAUAAUAUAUUUACACGUUUUGUAGAUUUAACGCCCCUUGAAUUUUUAGAUCUUUAUGAAGAGUUCGUAUCAUGGCCAGAAUAUGAAAACUGUCUCUUUUUAACCAGUGCAUAUAGUUACAUACACAUUGUUAAUCAAAACACAGAAUUUACCGACACAUUAAAUUUUAAAGGUAAAAAGAUUUUUUACAAAUGAUUAUUAUAUUUCAUGGAUUUUCAUCAUUGUUUAUACUACUUUAAAUAAAUAUUAAAUAUGUCAUGAAAAAUGUGCGUGUGCGUGUGCGUGUGCGUGUGCGUGUAUAUAUAUAUAUAUAUGUAUGUAUGUAUAUAUAUAUAUGUUGAUAUAGUACAUAAUUGUAAAUAAAUGUCAGUAUAUAUAUAUAAUUCCAGUAUAUAUUAAUACAAUUUACAAUACCUUUCAUCUUUGAAGUUACGGUACAAAGAAAUUAUACUCAUACAAAGUUUUAUAAUUACUUAUAUUAAAAUUGAAAAUAUAUAUUUUUUUCAAGUA
Molecule: messenger RNA, 1865 nt
Organism: Vespa velutina
Lineage: Eukaryota; Metazoa; Arthropoda; Insecta; Hymenoptera; Vespidae
Gene: mtTFB2
Product: dimethyladenosine transferase 2, mitochondrial
Exons: 3
Coding region: 198-1550 (450 amino acids)
Biological process (GO): rRNA methylation; transcription initiation at mitochondrial promoter
Cellular component (GO): mitochondrial matrix
Molecular function (GO): mitochondrial transcription factor activity; rRNA (adenine-N6,N6-)-dimethyltransferase activity
Source: RefSeq, a predicted model, not a curated record